AUGGAUUUUAAAGGUAUAAGAUGGGUCGGGAAUGUAUACCAGAAGUUUGAAGCAAUGUGCUUAGAGGUUGAAGAAAUUAUCGUGCAGGACACGGCAAAAUACGUUGAGAACCAAGUUCAGACGGUUGGUAACUCUGUCAAGAAAUUCUGUUCGGAUGUGGUUCAAGACUUGCUUCCCGAUGAAUCUGAUGUAGGUUCGGGAAAACCGUUACCUGUUUCUAUGUUACAUGAAUACGCUCCUGUUUGUUCUUUCAAAAAGAAAAGAGUGAGCGUGAGUGGAAAAACCAGAAAUUUGAAGCAAGAACAAGAGGUAACUGAGGGGAAGAAAGAUGGAUGUGCAAUGAAUUUACGUGGUCUUGAUGCAGAUGAUUACGAUAUCUGUACUUCUCCAAGGCAAUAUAGUUAUGGAGGUCCAUAUAGAAGAACGAGAGUCGGUCGUAAACAAAUCUUUAAAAAAGAGGAGCUUUUACAAAUCACCAGGCCUUAUAUACAGAACGACUCGAGUAGUUUAUCAAUGGUUCACAGUACUCGUGUCAAAAAUGAUGCCGGAACUGUAAGCUCAAGUGAUUCUGUUCCACGUGAAGUAGAAAGACUCAUCUCUAAAGAGGAAUGUCAGAUAGACAAUAGAACUGAAAAUGAACACGGUAUUACGGUUGUAAACUCUGUCAGAAGUCAAGAUUCAAAGAUUAGAACUGGAAAUGAACGUGGUCUUCCUGUGGUUAAUUAUGUUAGAAGUCGAGAUUCAGAGAUUGGAACCAUAAAUGAAUCAGGUCUUACGGCGGUUAAAUCUGUCAGAAGUCAAGAUUCAGAGAUUAGAACCGAAAAUGAAUCAGGUCUUACCGUGAUUAAAUCCGUUAGAAAUCAAGAUUCAGAGAUUCAACCCUCUGUUGCCACUAGCUUGCCUGCAGGAUCUGAUGAUUACACAAAGGAAACCGAUGAGAAUUUGAAGGAAAUUAGUUCUAGUUCUGUCUCACAGCAGAAGAUAGAGAUUCUCCAACAGCUUAGUGGAAGAUCAGUUGAGGAAAGCUGUAUACUUGUCGAUAGAGACGAGUUUCAUUGUGUUUAUCCUGACAAGAAGGAGAAUGACAAACACAAACCUUACAAGAAUUUCCGAGACGCUAUAUCUUCAAGAAUGAAGCAAAACAGAGAAAAAGAAUACAAACGGCUUGCGCGUCAAUGGUACGCAGAAGAUGUUGAAAACGGAAGAGAAUGUGGCCAUAAUCCGAAACCGAUUGAGGAAAAUCAAUCAUCAGAAGAAUCUGAAUGGGAGCUUCUGUAA
This is a messenger RNA of Arabis nemorensis, 1278 nucleotides long. The record is from the annotation of a GenBank genome assembly. NCBI's taxonomy places the organism in Eukaryota, Viridiplantae, Streptophyta, Magnoliopsida, Brassicales, Brassicaceae.